Molecule: messenger RNA, 3179 nt
Organism: Chlamydomonas reinhardtii
Lineage: Eukaryota; Viridiplantae; Chlorophyta; Chlorophyceae; Chlamydomonadales; Chlamydomonadaceae
Exons: 16
Coding region: 128-2542 (804 amino acids)
Molecular function (GO): catalytic activity
Source: RefSeq, a predicted model, not a curated record
GAAAUUGAGAUAGUUGCUUUGCUUGUGGCAAAGCGAGCCUUCUCAAACGAGCGACGUAACGCUUACAAGACUACCUUUAUCAUAAUACACACACGCGCACACAACAUCCCACAGUAGCAGUGUCGCCAUGUUAGUGGCACCCCAAAUGCAGCAGCAGCUGGGGGCGCCGAUACAGGGCGGGCGUUUGGCGAGCUCGAGUGUUGCGGGGCAUGCACAGGCUCGCGCAGCUGGCCACCGUCUUGCACAGGCCAUGCAAACGGCCGCGCACGCAGUGCCCAGCGCUGCCGCACGCCCCGCAGGCAGCCCGGCGCGCUGGGCGUGCCAGCCCGCCCCGCGCACCGCCUCCCGUGCCGUCCAAACCCUGGCCUCCAGCUCCUCCCCAUCCCCCGCCGCCCCCGCAACCACCGUAACCCAUACCAGCAGCCGCGACGUUUCGGAGCUCAUGCGCGACCCCGCGUCCGCCCUAGCUCACAGCGCCGCUGGACCCGUUCUGGUCUGGUUCCGGAACGACCUGCGGUUGGACGACCACCCGGGGCUGACGGCAGCAGCCGCCGCCUGUCGUACUGGAUCUGGAUCCGGCUCCGGAUCCGGGUCUGGGCGGGCGCUGCUGCCGCUUUACGUGCUGGAUCCACAGCGGCUGUCGCACCUGGCGUACAUGCCGGGCGGGCCGGAGGCCCUGUCCUCGGCGCUGCAGCGGCUGCGGUCCGAGCUGCGCGCCCUGGGCUCCGACCUGGUGGUGCGGCUGGGCGCCUGGGAGCAGCAGCUGCCGGAGGCGGCGGCGGCGGCGGCUAGUGGCGGCGGCGGCGGCGGCGGCGCGGCGGCGGUGGUGACGGAGGAUGAGGUGGAGGUGCGGUACCGGCAGCCGGCGCAGCGGGCGCUGGCGGCGCUGGGCCAGCAGGGCGGUCCUGCCCAGGCCGGCGGCCCGGUGGCGUUCAGCUGGACUGCGCCGCUGUGGCCGGCGGAGAGGUUCGACAACCGCUACCGGACGUGGCGGGACAAGCGCGGUCCGCCUGCGGAGCCGCUGCCGCCGCCAUCGGCGCUGCCGCCGCUGCCCUCGGGUGUUGAGCCAGGCGCCAUCCCCACCGCCGAUGAGCUGCGCACGCUGCUGACCGAGGCGGCUCUAGCGGCGCUAGCCGCCAAUGGCGGCGGCGACGGCGGCGUGACGGCGGUGGCGCGCGCCGCCAUUGACGCGGCGGCGGCCAGUGUGGACACACAGCUGGCGCGGCGGCUGGCGGCGGCGCCGGAGAGCCCCCUGCAGCUGCUGCGUAUGUACCUGGGCACCGCGCCGGCCGCCCCCGCGCAGCCCGCCUCCGCCUCUGUGUCCAUCGAUGAGGAGGUGGAGGCGCUGCGGCGGCCGGGCGUGGAUGGCGCGCCCUUCACAGGGCUGUUCGGCACCGCCAAGGCGCUCGGCACCCUCAGCGUGCGGCGCGUGUUCAAAGAGGCGUACGUGGCUGACGGGCGGCCGUACGGUUCUGUAGAGCCCCGCCGCCUGCGCUCUCCGGCGGCUGUGGCGGCGGCCGUGGGCGCCGAGGCGGCCGACUUCCACCGGGCUCUGGCGGUGCUGGACGACGCCCGCACAGUGGCCCCGGGGGUGGAGGUGCACUUCUGGCGCUGGCGUGGCGGCCUCACCGACUACUGUGUGGCCGAGCCCGCCGACCCGCUGCCGGGCGCGCCCGCCGUGCUGCUGGUGCACGGCUUCGGCGCCUUUGGCGACCAGUGGCGCGGCAACAUGGCGGCGCUGGCGGCGGCGGGCUUCCGAGUGCUGGCGCCCACCUUCCCCGGCUUCGGCCGCAGCCAGAAGGCCGCGGUGCCGUACAGCCAGGACCUGUGGCGCGACUUCCUGCGCGACUUCACCCUGCAGGUGGCGGGCGGCCCGGUGGUUGUGGCGGGCAACUCCAUCGGCGGCUUCAUCAGCAGCAGCAUGGCCGCAGACUACCCGGCCCUGGUCAAGGGGCUGGUGCUGCUCAACAGCGCGGGCCCGGUGGACGCCUCGUUCAACAUCGAGGCCUGGAGGGCGGCGGUGGCGGCGGGCCGCAAGGCGCCGCCGGCCCUGGUGGUGUCCGCCAUCAGCUCAGCGCUGUUCUGGUACCUGGAGCGCACGGUGCCCUCCACGCUCAAGUGGCUGUACCCCACCAACCCCGCCAAGGCCGACGAGUGGCUGGCCGCCGAGAUCCUCAGGGCUGCUGGUGACAGCGGCGCGGUGGAUGUGUUCAAGGCGGUGUUCUACCUGCCGCCGCCGCGCGCGCUCAACUGGCUGGUGAAGGACGCAUACGCGGGGCCGGCCAUGGUGCUACAGGGCGCGCUGGACCCGCUGAACGACGCCAAGUCGCGGGCGCGGGAGAUGGGCCAGCUGUGCCCCAACGUGCAGGUGGUGCUGCUGCAGGCAGGCCACUGCCCGCACGACGAGGUGCCGGACCAGGUGAACGCGGCGCUGCUGGGCUUCAUCCGCGACACAGUGCUGCCGGCCAUGGGGCGGGAGGCGGGGGCGGCGGGGGCAGGGGUGGGGGGCUCCAAGCUGGUGGGCGCCAAGAGCUCGCCGUGAGGCAGGCAGGCGGCCUGGCGUUUGUUCGUGUGUCUUUGUGUGUGUGAAUGUGUUUGUGUUUGUGUCUCAGCGUGGCCAAAAGAGGGGGCAGCUGCCGACCAUGGGGCUCGAGGCAGGGGCGGCAGGAGUGGCGUGGGCGGUGGGCUGCUGGGCGGCAUUGAAUGAUGGAUGAUGGCGGAAGCGGGCGCGGGCGCGCGGCAGUCUGUGUGGGGUGGUGGCUUGGUGCUGCGCUGUAUACCGUACUGUAUGACUCACUGGCGGGUCAUAGGACGCGUGGUGACUGGUGAGGGUAGGAACUGAUGCCAUGAGAGGCGCGCGCACGGCGUUAGUACGGUACUUGAUUUAAGUGACGUGCCAUCGAGAGAAAUCGUAUUCUCUCAUCGCCAACGGCACGGGGGGCGCUGCAUCCGGGAUACAACGAGCGUGCAAUGCGUGGGGCAGCACGCGGCAUGCUGGUUGAUCCACGUGUUUUGUGUGUGUGUGUGUGAUGGGACAGGGUUGACUGGUUGAGGCAGGUUGGCGAGGUCACGUAGGGUGCAGCUGACGCCCAUACCCCAAGCAGACAGCAAACAGUUUGCAGCGGCACAGCAGAAGUGCAUGGCUGGUCGAACGCCGGAGUUACUGUACCGACAAGUUG